Messenger RNA from Exophiala bonariae, 1347 nucleotides. RefSeq lists its product as uncharacterized. NCBI's taxonomy places the organism in Eukaryota, Fungi, Ascomycota, Eurotiomycetes, Chaetothyriales, Herpotrichiellaceae. The coding region runs from base 1 to 1347 and encodes 448 amino acids. The record is from RefSeq and is a predicted model, not a curated record. The transcript has a single exon.
AUGGCAAGUCAUCAUCUCAAUCAAUUCUGGAGCCGAACUGUCAUGUCGGCCUGCCACAGUGAGCCAGCGAUUCUCCAUGCAGCCCUCGCAGUUGCUGGUGCCCACAAAGCUUAUUGUGAUAGGCAGUCUGGGGAGUCUAACGUCGUUGGUGUCCGCUCGCUGUUAACUACCAGUACAUAUUCCCAUUACGAUCAAGCUCUACGGUACUUAAAAAGGCUCAUAGUUGUUCAAAGCCCUCAACAAUAUGAGACUGUACUGAUUGUCUGCCUUGUCCUGCUCACAUUUGAUAUGAUAGAAGGCCGAUAUGGUGAGGCGCAUCUACACCUGGUUCAUGGCCGACGUCUUAUCAAAGAUAUCAACAACCGAAAAUCCGAUGAUGUCCAUGUCCCUCUGAGUCUACCACCUGUACUAAGCACAACCAUGGACGAGAUAAACUAUUCUUUUGCAUUGAUGGACCUUCAGUCGGUUAAUUUUGGCAGCAUGAAACAACACUUCGCACUUGUGGCUGAUCCGGCACUUGACGAUGCUUCCUGCCUCGAGAUACCGAUGUCAUUCGCCAAUUUUGACGACGCCUGGCGAUAUAUGCUUCUUCUUUCCAGCAGAUGCUAUGGCUUGUUUGAUCGCAUCAAUACUCUUGGCUCCUCAAAGUACGAACUCCUGACCAAUGAUCUAGGCUUUGGAAAUCAGCAAAGUUCUUACCUGGCGGAGCUUGCGAAAUGGAAGGAGGCAUUUGACAAGAGUUCUUUCCGCACUUUGUCCACGUCACAAACCUCACUCGAGGACAAAGCAGGAACCAAGGCAACCCUGUUGAGACUCCAACAUCUCACACUUCAUGUCUGCUUGAUUGCAGCUUUGCAUGUCGGCAAUGAGAUGUUCUACGACACGUUGACACCCGAAUUCUCAAGGCUUGUAGGAUUCUGCGAAGAAUUACUUCCGAGUUUGCCUGCAAUAACUAUCGAGACUGGGAUCAUUCAGCCACUAUUUCUUACUGGAUGUAUCUGUCGACAUCCCGAUGUUCGCCGGAGGAUUCUUCGUCUCCUUUCUCCUGCUAGAAAAGAGGGCUACUGGGAUAGUAAACUGAUUGGAAUGAUAACACGUGAGCGGAUGGUCUUCGAGGAAGAUCUUGCAGGUUAUAUUCAUGAUGAUUGGAAAGCGCCACAGUACGACAUCGAACUCGCUCAGCUUAUUCCGAGAGAGGCUCGUUGGUCGGAAAGCUGGAUGUUUUUCGUUGCGGAGGACUACUCAGUGGCCGAGGUGACCUUCAGGAGGAGAAAGCUUUACCCGAACCUCUUCAUCGAUGGUGAAGAUGAGCACGAAACACGAACGAAAUUGGUCAGGUUCAAGUAA